AUGGUAAUUAACGAGACGAUUAAUCUUGAUGUAAAACUUGAUGUCCAAAACGAUCCUGCCCAUCGGUACAAGACGGUUCGAGUGGAGUGGAGCCCUUUGUAUGCUGGACUACGCACAUUUAUCGAACAUUUCCCAGUGGUAUUCCAUCGAGAUAAUGUGCAUAGGCUGUCGAUUAGCAACGUCGAUCAUGACUGGAAGUUCAUUUCCAAUGAAAUGAAUGGCUUGGAGAUUCCCGUAACAUGGUUCUCCGCAUCAACUGACGAUAUCCACCUCCAGAAGCUUAUCAACAACUGUUCUAGUGGAUUAUUGAGUUAUGAGAAUAUUCACACUGACAAUUCUUCAUGGCUUCGCCAAAUUCUCUGCGUCCAUCGAAACCAGUUGGAAGUGUACCAAACAUGUUCCGUUUCCAACUUGCUAAUAGUAAGCACCAAUAGUGAGAAUGUGACAUUGUGGGAGCCGAAUACUGCCAAGGAUCUCAAUCUCUUCCUGAAACAUUGGAUGCAGGGAUCCAAUGGAAGACUCGAACGUUUGGAAGCUAUUAUUGGAGAAGGAAAUGCUGAGCAUCAAUUUGCUGAAUUACUCAACGGCAUGGAUUUUAUUAUCGACUCUCCAGAGGAAAGAAGGAUCCAAAAUUGCAAUGGCAAAUUUGCAAUCAUAUACAUUGAAAAUGGAAACGUGUCAAUGGAUGUUGUGGAGGAAUGA
Messenger RNA from Caenorhabditis elegans, 702 nucleotides. RefSeq names its product F-box associated domain-containing protein (gene fbxb-58). The transcript has 2 exons. The record is from RefSeq and is marked reviewed. The coding region runs from base 1 to 702 and encodes 233 amino acids. NCBI's taxonomy places the organism in Eukaryota, Metazoa, Nematoda, Chromadorea, Rhabditida, Rhabditidae.